Messenger RNA from Hylaeus anthracinus, 8015 nucleotides. It is a transcript of the gene tau, whose product is annotated as microtubule-associated protein tau. NCBI's taxonomy places the organism in Eukaryota, Metazoa, Arthropoda, Insecta, Hymenoptera, Colletidae. The record is from RefSeq and is a predicted model, not a curated record. Gene Ontology annotation, biological process: microtubule cytoskeleton organization; neuron projection development. Gene Ontology annotation, molecular function: microtubule binding. Gene Ontology annotation, cellular component: neuron projection. Bases 1308 to 4637 code for a protein of 1109 amino acids. The transcript is spliced from 9 exons.
GGUUAACCAUCGCUACCGCUCUCCACAGAAAUAUGAUCCCUUCAGAGUUCUACAAUUUCGUUCGUUGCGUGCGUUCCUUCAUGUAACUUCAACCCCUCCGACCGUACAACUUUUUUACUAUCUUCACCAUUUUCUUUUCGCUGUUCCUGGGUAAACACUUUUCACACCUGAAACAUUUAAUUAUGUUUUAUGGUCAGACAGGGUACACUGGGUUAUUUGUAACAAUAAACGGAACUUGAUCAGAGCUGGGUGGAAUUUAAGGAUAAAGUUUAUUAUUGUGAAUAAUGGAUGCUAUGCAGUUCGAUUGAAUAUUUUGAGCAAAAAGUUUUGGCAAAUAAAUGAUUUAAAUAUAAAAUUUUAGGAAAUAAAAUAUUUUUAUUUUGAUAACUGUUAUUACUUGGAAUCAUAGGUGAUCAGUCGGAAAAUUAGGUUCAUUUGUAUCGCGGCAUGUUUGGAUCAAUCAUAGUAGCUGAAUCACGAGAGAAUGUACACCGUAAAUAAAGUGAUGCUGAUUCUAAUGCUACAAUCACGUUAACACAUCCUGUAUUCUCAAGUAUAGAAGAUUAUUGUUAUUGCACGCACCGUAAGUACCUAUCAGAACAGGUAGUAGAGUAAAAACCAUCUACAUAUUAUAUUCUUCUAAGUAAACGACUUAUCAACAUUUUUAUUUGAGAAAAAAUAACAUUUUAUUCAGGUCACAACAUUUUAUUUGAGCUUCAUUCAAAUGAAACUUUAUUUAAAUACAGAUAAAAGUUUGAUGUUAAUGACUUUAUUUAUGACUCAUGAGUAAAAUCUACAUAAAAAUUUAUUUAUUAUUCACGAAUGUAUCCAACUCCGGCCACAAUGAUUACCGUUACAAUUGUUACAAAAAUAACAUUUCAUUGAUUGUGGCGCUUAUUUUUUAAACAAAGAUAAUAGAAACAACCGUGUAAAAGAUAACUUUAACUAAAACAUUAGAAGAGGGAAAUUAUUAAAAUAAUUUACAAAAUAGGUAUAACCGUAAUUAUUGCCAUCAUUCAAGUAGUUUCACAAUAAUGACAUCAUUAAGUGUGCUUCUUCGAGCGUCUUUUGCAUUCAAGUACGACGAUGACUCACGCAAUCAAGAGUAGUGUCUUUUCAUUUGGUGCAGUUCAUUGAUCACAACGUAGACCCGUUGGUUAUUCACUCGGCACUGGCGUAGAAUUGUAUGAUCUCUCUCAUAGAAUGACCGUCGUUGAUACGUAACAGGUUUAUGGAGAAAUAUUUAGUCAGGGGUGAGGAGAUCCUCAAAUCGACCUAAACGCUACUCGAUCGCGAACAAACCCAAAAUGGAUUCGCAAAAAACUGCAAACGACGCGGCCGAAUCUGGUUCGGACCGUGGAGGAAGUAUGGUGAAAUCGAGCGCAGCGUUACCAUCUGGCUUUCGGGCGAGACCGCAAGGUCCACCUGGAUCACCGAGACAGCCCCUAAAUAAUGGUCCUGUAGGGCAGUCGCAACCUGGUGGACAGACACAGCAAAUUCGAUUCGACGGUCGCCCUCCUUUCGGCCCACCUAAUUCGGGACAAUUCGCGCAGCACAGACCUUACGGGCCUCCGAGACCUCCGGUGAACUCCUUUCCCCAGAGACCGCCUCCUCAAAAUCAAAAUCCCCCAAUUAUACUGAAUCCACGUUUCGCUCCGUCGCCAACCAACAGGCCAGGCCCACAGCAACGUCUCAGACUGACGAAUCCUGGAAGUUACCAAGCGCAACAGUCACAGAGAGGCUCGCAACCUCAACAAACCGCGCAACAACCUCAACAACCGGUAUUCCAUCCUCAGAACCCACAGCAGCAGGCAGGAAGGUCAGUUCUUGCUCAGCAGCAAGAAAUCGCGCAACGACACCUACAACGACAUGAAUCGUUGUUGAACAUACCUCAGCAAAGUCCGUCGGCUCAGAAGGAAGACAAAAAACCCACGCUUCCGCGCAUAGUAAUCGAAAGAAUGGCAGAUGUCGACGAUGCCAAGAAGCUAAAACAAUUGGAGAAUUCAGCCGCCAAGGAGAUGCGUGACAACACAGAAAACGACGACGACGAUGACGUGGUGAUGGACGGGAACCGAUCACCCAGGGUCGACACUCCUAAACGAGAAGAGUUGAUCAUGUCGAAAUCCCCCAAUAUAGGUAACAUGAUCCAGCCCCCGAAGAGACCAGAAUCCGCCACGAUAAACGGAAAAAUGGACCCUAAGUCGGAUGAAAUGGAGAAAGAAAAAUUAAAUGACAAGAACAACGCUGCAAAUCAGAAAUUCGAAAAAUCUGAAAGAGAGGUUCCAGAGUCUGUUAAAAAUUCAGGCUCCGCGGGAGCAGACAGCAGGCUGUCCUCGGCGAAACAAGUGGAAAAGGCAGACGAUAAAUCAGAAUCGGUGAAAACUGUUGACAAAGAGAAAAGCGUUUCACCAGUUCCUGCCAAUAUGCAAGACAAAUUGAAUAGAUCGGACGCCUCCCACGAGUCUAUUCUGCCCACGAAGACGUCCUCGAGUGAACAGACCCUGAAGACGCCGACGAAAACGCAGCCGGAAGAGGGUCAAAAGCUAUCUCCGUUGUCUAGAAGUCCAGACAAGUCACGAGCGAGCACACCAUCGGAAACGAUUCAGAAUCAAGUAGAACAGGAGCAGAAAACCCCAUCGAAGUCUGUGGAGAGCUCGCGCGCGAGUACUCCGGCGAAGAAGAAUGAAAAUAACAGCGAUCAGGAGCUGAAGACGCCAUCGAAGACACCUGAUAAAUCUCGCGCGAGUACACCAGCGGAUCCAAAGGAUCGAGCAGACCCUAAUCAAAGUAAAAGUGAUCAGGAGUUAAAGGUGCCAUCGAAAUCUCCGGACAAAUCGCGUUCGAGUACGCCUGUCGAGCCCAAGAUCAGUCAAAGUGGAGAAGACCUGAAAGCGCAGGACUCAUCUUCGGAUAAGUCUCGCGUCAGCACACCGAUGGAAAUUAAUCAGACCAAGGAUGAACGGGAAUCUAAAGAGGCUACCUUGGCGACUAGCGCGACUAUGAAUGUACCAGCAGAGGCAAGUGAUAGUCGAAAGGAGCAAAAAUCAGCGACGGAUGUGAAGUCUAAAGUGGAACAGGAACCAAAGACUAAAGAAUCGCUUCAAGCUUCUGAAGAAUUGUGCGAGAAAACGCCUACAAGAAAGGAGUCGAGCGAUUCUUCCAAGUGUCCUUCUCCUGCAGUUGGCCGUCCUUCGACUGGAGAAUCGACUAAACGGCUCGGGGAUUCAGUCACAACAAAAGUACCUGAGAAAAAUCUUUCAGAGAAGUUGCCGCAGGAUACACUGGCUGAGGACUCUCCUGAAACGAAGGUAGAUAGACGUCCUACAAGUUCACCUAGGCCUGUAGAGACCGCGAAUGAUUCAUCCAAGUCUUCAGUGCCUCAAGAGAAAGUAUCGAUGGCAGAGUCCAUGUUGUCUCCUGCCCAAUCCUCGGAUGAAAGUGUGAAAGGGUUCGAUAAUGGCCAGAGGAGAUCGUUAUCGCCAAAAUCACCAGCGCUGUCCAGCCCUCAAACGCCUGUUUCUCCGAAGUCACCUGCCAAUAGCGAGAAAUCAGUUAACAAGGAGGAGAAGAAGACCACUUUCGUCGAAGAUCCGACUAAUCAGACGAAAGACGAUGGCAAAAAGACGCCUGAUUUAAAAAUUCCAUCCAAACCGACUACGCCUAACGUUCACGGGCCACGUACACCUGCUGAGUUGGAUAAGAAAUCAGAGAAGAAGCUUACAGCAACUUCAGGAAUUCAAAAUGGCAAUGGAAUGGACGAAUCGGUGCAGUCCAAUGUGAUAUCAGCCACAAAUGGAGUUGACGAUUCGCCAACGAAAAAGUCAUCCUCCAAAUCAAAAGAACUAGAUAAAAAUUCAACAGCUGGAUCACCAGUCAAGUCGCCGAGUAAAUCAAUCAAGUCUCUGCCACGAACACCGGAAACUCCUUCAUCGACAGGUGUCCAAGAUAAGAAAAAAGUACCAAUGAACAAAGUUCAAGUGGGCGCAGCGCCCUCUCCAAAUCUAAAAACGGUCCGAUCGAAAAUCGGCUCGCUGGAUAAUGCCAGUUACAAACCAGGCGGUGGAAAAGUGAAAAUUGAAAAUAGGAAGCUCGACUUCAGCAAAGCGCAGCCGAAGAUCGCUGCGAAAAAUGAGAAAUACACGCCCAGCGGUGGCGAUAAGAAGAUCUCUCAAGUUAAGCUUCAAUGGAACGCAAAACCAAAAGUUGGAUCAUUGGAGAACGCGACGUACAAGCCUGGUGGCGGUGACAAGAAAAUAGAGACCAUGAAGCUUGACUUUAAGGAUAAAGCGAAACCAAAAGUCGGCUCCAAAGACAACGCCAAGCAUACUCCUGGCGGCGGUAGCGUUAAAUCAUCGGCAACGCCACCUAAGACGCCACAGGAUACGAGCAAUAACAUCCAGACGCAGAAGAUCGAUAUCAAAGCUGAGAGCAAAAUUGGAUCCUUGGAUAACGUGAAGCAUAAGCCAGGCGGCGGUGAUAAAAAGAUUUUCAACGAUAAGGAUUACCUUCGACAGACUGGUUCAAAUGUAGAAAGCCUCAGUGGCAGUGGAUCACAGAGCCCUGUGCCCCCCGGCACGAUGAACGCCGACAAGAACGAUCUACCCACUUCGGACGAAAACCUCAAUCAAGAAUGCUAGAUCACGAAAACUCGACCGCUAGACCCGCUUUUCGUGUCAUUUGCGUCUAAUUAAUCACCCAUAUUUUUCUACCCCGAUGGUUGGAUCGAAGGGCACCGUUGACCCGUUUCAAUCGGGUCGAAAACGAUAUGCGUACGAGGAUGACCUAACGAUUAAAUGGAAAUUCAACCGUAACGCUACCGGGAACGAACCUAAAUCAAUUGAUUGCGCGCAUAUCGAUCGGUUCAAUUUGAUAUAGUUAUAUCGUUUUAUAACAAAAACGCAACUGCAAGAAUUUUUCCGUGCCAUAAGAACGAGCCCUAUCCGUGCAAAGUUGUGAUUACCGAUCGAAAAGGAAACACAGCGACAGGCAGAGAGAUGCCUUUCUUCCUCCUACGUGUGCGCCCUUCCGAUCAUUAACGUGCAACAUCCACGUUACGCGUUUAGCGCGGUAUGGCAACCAUCCGCUAUACGACGAAAGUUACUCUUUUCCGUUCGAAUCUCACACGCAUUUAUCCGCAGAGUACUCGUUACGGCAUCGUUGAUACAAAAGUGUUUCGUUUCGAGCACGUGUCGUGCCGGUUGGUCGAAGAGGACGAACCAAACGUACGGAGGAAGACGUUGGAGCUGGCGGAACGUUUAUUAAGAGAGUAUUGUUGGAACGAAAGGGGACAGUUCGCGAUACUUUUUCAGAUUGAAGAAAUGGUGACUUUACAUACAAAGAAACGAUAUACUGAUCAUCCUCAUUGUCUAUCAAUCGCGGAGAAACUAUUACGCUCACGAUAACAGUCCACCAACUAUAUACUACGAUUUCGCAAGUUUUUAUAAAGGCAUCGUUUUGUGGAUUACCCAUUAGAGUAACGAGAGAUGAAUAUUUAUAGAAAUACGACGAAACUUUCUUUAACUGGAUUUUGAAAUGGCCAACUCAGACCGACGACAAACGCGAUACUAUUGGUAUCCCACCGGCGCGCGUUUAACAUUCGAAUCUGUCCGAUGGCAUUUUUCCGAUCUGAAAAGGAAAUGCGAUAACGUGAUACGCUUAGGUUAUAAAAAGUAAAUUCUCGUUUCUCGUGAUUACCCAGGAACAGAGUUGGGCGUUGUUCGACGUGAAUUUGAAAUAUAUCGUAUACAUUCUCUCUCGAGUAAGGUUCGAGUACAAGUUGCGAAUAGAAUGAAGUUAUUCGAAAAUAAUGAAUGAGCUUUCAUUCGAAUAAAGUGACGAAUGGAAGUAGGGCGGAUCGAUACGCAACAGUCGGCUUUGCGAAAAUACGUGAUGUGCAUUUAUUCGAGGCCAUUUCGAGUAACGAAUAACGCUACAGAUUCAUUCGAGAUCGACGAAUAAAAUCGUUAUUUAUCAAAAUUUGCCCAGCUCUGCUUGAUAACGGUGAAAUCCCAGCAAGAAAGAUAUAAACACGUAUGCAGCGUACAAAUCGCAUAGUAACGGAUUCAAUGUUCUAAUCUGAUUAGUGAUGUGACUAAUAGCCCGAGGGUAGGUGUAUUUUUGUCAAACCUACGAGAUGUAACGGAACUUUUAGGCUACUUCUGAAAUACCAAUAGAUGCCAACAAAGCUUCGACGCGUUGUAAUAAAAGAAAAAAAAAAAGGAGAACAAUACGAUGCCAAUUAAAAAGUGUAAUUUUCAAAGUAGCAGAAACUGAUAUACACCUACUUAACAAAAUUGUCUCAAACUAAGCACGAGUCCGGCUUCUCUACUGUGCAUUCAUGAACGCGUUUGUUGUACGCAUAACAUAUAAAUGUAACUACGAUAUUUAUAUUCCUGAACGAACGAAGGGCAAAAAUAAACAUAAACAAAAAAAUGCUGUAGCAGGACACGAGUUACGUAUAGUAUAAUAAUUAUAACGAUUCAUUAUCCGAAUAAAGUAUAUGAGAUACAUGUAAAAAGUAUAUGAUAUAAAUGACUGGUUAAAGCAAAAUAAAAGACAAUUUAAAAAAGUAAUCGUAGAUAAGUGGUGAAUUAUGGGGAUCACGUUGUAACGGUAGAGAAUCAUGCAACAUUUAAACACUGUGAAUGGUAUUCGAUAGUCGAUGGUAGAAGUUUACCUAAACUCGCCUACUUCCGGGUUAAAGCAUUAUAUGUCAUAUUUAUAGUAGUUAAAGAAUAGACGAGACAUGUAAUAUAGUGUUGCACAAAUUUUUCAACUGUGAAGAUUUCACUCUAAUCAAUUUAAACAUUUUCUGACUUCUCGGUAACGCGAAUGAGCGUGCAAAUAACGGAUGCAAAUAUGGAUUAAGCAUUUGAAACGAGGACGCCUUUAUUCUAGCAGAAAAUGAUACAUGAAGGAACAGAAUUGUCAACGAUAACGUAACGAUAACAAUUGUACAUUCGAGAUGAUGUUUCUAAUAAAAUCAUUUUUUUAUCUCACAGCGCGUUUUUACAGUGAAAAUGAAGUUUUUGUGUACACUCUGUACAUGAUACAACGUGCUUGAAUAAUUUUCACAUUCCUCGUUGUUCAUCGUGCCUGUUGUCGAGUCGCGUUCGAAUCCAUCAAUGAUAUUUUCCCGGGUAAAAUUGAUACGUUGCAUGUUAAAAUGAGCUUAGAAUCGACUAGACUGGUGUCACUCGAGUACAUAAACGAGAAUGUUUUUAAAAAUCAAUCGUUAUACGAUGUCGAGCGUCGAUUUGUACCGAAAGCAUCGAGUUGCGAGGGACUCGUCGUUGUCGAGUGAAUUGAUUUCGUCUACGUAGAUCAGUAGAGAUCCUAUUUUAACUCGAAAGACAAGGGAGAAAGCUAUUAGAAUCGCAGCGUGCAAUCAUAAAUCAACUCACCGAGCGAGGAAAGUAAAUCGUGCGAUUGCAUUAAAUACAUUUCUGAUUGUAUUUAAAUGAUAGACUACGAGAAAUUCGUAAUCGUUAUUGUAGAUACGUAAACUAUCUUCAUUUGUUGCACACUUCGGAAUGAACGGUGAGACAUUAUCAAUGGUUUACGAUAAGAUGGGAAGUAUGAGAAAGGAAUGGAUGGUGAUAAUUAAAUAAUUGAAAUUAUGUAAACGAAUCGGUGAAAUCAUGGCUGUAUCACUUCUAAAGAAUUCAUACACCUUAAACUAGGAAAGUAUGUAACACGCGUUAUAGUUUAUUGCUUCCAUACCGAUUAUUAUACACUUCGAUUCGAUUAACUUUCUGGCAUUCGAUGAAAAAUUAAAUGAUAUCAAAUCAUCGCAAUUGUCACGAGUAAUCAGUUCGUACGAAUGCUAUUGUGUAACAAAAAUCCUAUGCACCUGUCGAGAACGACAGAGGAGCUAUUAUAAUGUUCUUUCUUUCUCAAUUUGCGCUUUGGUUAUUUUUAUUGAACUUAACCGUUCCCCCAUUUGCGGUGCCCCCGUUCAGUUUUAGUUACUAAAGAAUUUGGAAAAAAUUAAAUAUACACAAUGUUUACAAAAA